Trichosurus vulpecula (common brushtail) is the source of this 4062-nucleotide messenger RNA. RefSeq names its product class II major histocompatibility complex transactivator (gene CIITA). Gene Ontology annotation, molecular function: protein binding; ATP binding. Lineage: Eukaryota; Metazoa; Chordata; Mammalia; Diprotodontia; Phalangeridae. Bases 134 to 3427 code for a protein of 1097 amino acids. The record is from RefSeq and is a predicted model, not a curated record. The transcript has 19 exons. Gene Ontology annotation, biological process: positive regulation of transcription by RNA polymerase II; positive regulation of MHC class I biosynthetic process; positive regulation of MHC class II biosynthetic process.
GUAUCACCAGGCUUUGCUCCGAGAACCUGAUAGAGAAGCACUGGCCAGGAAGGUUUCCUUGUCCCUGUUGGAGAAGUGGGAUCUGUGCAUAGAGACCCUGAGGCGCUCUGGGAACAAACUCCAGACUCCAGGGAUGGAUGGGGUCUCCUCAAGGAGCCGAGCUACUGAUCAGUGUGCAGCCAUGGAAUCUGGGCCAUUGGCAGAAGGAAGCUACCUGGGGCUGCUCCAAAGUGACAUUAACCCCCUACAACUUUUCCACUUUUAUGACCAGCCCCACACAGCAGAAGAAGAGAUUGAGUACUCUUCAGAUCCUGAUACUGACACAAUCAACUGCGAUCAGGUCAACAGGCUGUGGAAUGCCAUAGAAGAUGAGGGGACAGGAGAGGCCUAUGACAGGAUAGCGGCACUAGCAGAAUACAUGUUCUCAGAUCGACACCUAGAGACAGAAGGCAUUUUUGAUGACAUUGGCCCAGAUGAGGUGAUCAGCGAGAAUAUAGAUGUAUUGACUGAGAUACCACAGAAAUCACAAAAAUGUCAGAAAAGAUUGUUUCUGGAUAACCCUGAGCCUCAGUCAGACAGUUGGGAGGCCAAGCGCAGAAAGCCAGAGACAUCCCCAGCUAUUCCAUUGGUAACCAGCAAUUCAGUGACAGUGUCUUCCAGCAACAACUUAGUCCCAAAGGGCUCUCUGUCUCCUCCCCCAGGCCAGGUUGCCAAGCCCAGCCUGCUCUCCGUGGAAGAAACCGUCCUGGUGCCUACCAGUCCUGUUCUUGCCUGCCUGAACUUCAAUGGGGGACCCAUCCAAUUCAUCCCUACCCUCUCUACUCUGCCCCAAGGUGUCUUACACUUCACAGUGGAAAACGGGGUCUCCAACAUCUUCUUAUACCCAGCCUCAUCAGGGGGUGAUACCAUCAUACAGAGCCUCCCAGUAUCUCCUGACAGGCAUGGCUCCACCAGUCCAUUUGCUCCAUCGGCAGCAGAUAUGCCCAACAUGCCUGAGGCUUCAGCUCUAACCUCACAAGAUGGAAAAACAGAAUCUGUAGAACAGUUCUGUCGUGCUCUUCACAAGGCUUAUGCAGAUGUUCCAGAAGGUCCCAACAGCCAUUACAUUGAUCUAGACCUCACAAGAACCCAGGUGGAGAAAAACUGCAAGUAUCUGGAGAAGGAACUGGUGAUCCAGGACUGGACAGAGAGACAGAAGGCCCGUGUGGGAUGGAGAGAGGUGUUUGCCAGCACCAGAGGGCAGAAGAGGGAGACACGGGUGAUCGCAGUACUGGGCAAGGCUGGUCUGGGAAAAAGUGCCUGGACCCAGGAGGUCUGUAGGAACUGGGCCCAGGGCCAGUUUCCACAGUAUGAAUUUGUCUUUCACUACAAAUGCCGCAGCCUGAACUUGCCAGGGAAUGACUACUGUUUGAAGGAUCUGUUUUUCAGACUCUGUAAUCACCCACUGGAAGAGAAUGAAGAAGUCUUCAAAUACAUUUUGAAGCACCCAAAUCGCAUUCUGGUCAUUCUGGACUCCUUUGAGGACCUGGAGGGCCAAGACGGCUUUCUGAACUGUCCGGCCAGUCCCUCUCCUGGGGAGUCACGGUCCAUCAAAGGGCUACUGGCUGGCCUCUUCCAAAGGAAGCUCCUGAGGGGCUGUACGCUGCUGAUCACAGCCAGGCCAAAGGGAAGAUUUAGUCAGUACUUGGCCAAGGUAGACAGCCUCCUGGAGGUGCAAGGUUUCUCUCCUGAACAGGUGGAAUCUUUCUUUGACAAAUACUUCCAGAGUUCACCAUCAGACAGGGAUGAGGCCUUGAGGCUUGUCCGGGCCCAGCCCUACCUGCUCAGUCACUGCUACAGCCCUACUGUGUGCCUCUCCCUCUGCCAGCUUUGUGAGAAGAUCUUGGCCACAAAGGAUCCAGCCCAACUUCCCUCCACACUCACAGGCCUCUUUGUCAGCCUCCUCUGCUCAGUACUGAGAGCUAGGGAAAAGGAGCCAUCUGAAACCUGGCCUAGCACCUGCCUGGCAGGCUUGGCAGAGAUGGCAUGGAAACUAGGUCGGAGACAUUGCAAUGUCCUGAGAGAGGACCAGUUCCCCUCCACAGAAGUGAAGGAAUUUGCCAUUUUGGGGGAUUUUGUGUGGCCACUCCCAACAGCCAGGGAACCAGAGAUGGCCUUCUCUACCUUUCUCCUGCAGAACUUCCUGGGAGCUUUGAGGCUGGCACUUAGUGGGGAAGUAAGAGACAAAGACCUCCCCAGAUACCUAGCCCUGACCCCUAGAAAGAAGAAACCCUAUGACAACUGGCUGGAGAGGGUACCCCACUUCCUGACUGGGCUUCUCUUCCAACCCCUGUCCUCUUGCCUUGGACCCCUUGGUGGGAUUAAGCAGGUUGGGCUUGUAUGCAAGAGGCAGAAGGUACUCUUGAACUAUCUGACCCGACUACAGCCUGGGACACUGGGCCCUGGGAGGCUCCUUGAACUGUUGCAUUGUGCCCAUGAGGCAACUGACAGUCACCUAUGGCAGCAUGUAACAGCUGGACUACCCUCCUGCCUUUCCUUCUGGGGAGUACGCCUGACCCCACCAGAUGUGCAUGUUUUGGGUGAGGCCCUAAAAGCAGCUGGCAAAGACUUCUCCUUGGAUCUCAGGAACACUUCCAUCGACCUGCAUGGGCUAGGGAUCCUUGUUCAGCUUGGUUGUGUCACCUGCUUCAGGGCAUCUCUGAGUGACACAGUGUGGCUGUGGGAAUCCCUUCGGCAGAGUGGGGAAUAUGAACUAUUCCGAAGAUCCACUGAGAAGUUCACCAUUGAUCCUUUCAAGGUCAAGUCCAUGAAGGACGUGGAGGACCUUUGUAGCCUGGUGCAUAUCCAAGGCUCAGGAAAUGGUCCUACAGAGGCCUGUGAUCCUCUUCCUGCUGUCCGAGACCUGAAGAAGCUUGAGUUUGCGCUUGGCCCAGUGUUGGGUCCCCAGGGCUUUCCAAAAUUGGUUAAGAUACUUGCAGCUUUUUCAUCCCUUCAGCAUUUGGACCUGGACACCCUGAGUCAGAACAAGAUUGGAGAUGAAGGUGUAUCUCAGCUCUCUGCCAUCUUUCCAGAGCUAAAGGCUUUGGAAACCUUGAACUUGUCUCAGAAUAGCAUCACUGAUGUGGGAGCCAUGGAGUUGGCCAAGGCUCUGCCAUCGCUGGCAACAUCCCUUGUUACACUGAGCUUGUACAACAACUGCAUCUGUGAUACUGGAGCCGAGAACCUCGCUAGCGUGCUUCCCAACAUGGUGUCCCUGAGGGUGCUGGAUGUCCAGUACAACAAGUUCACAAGGGCAGGAGCCCAGAAGCUCACAACCAGUCUGAAGAAAUGUCCACAUAUUGAGACAUUGGCGAUGUGGAACCCCACCAUUCCUUAUGGGGUUCAGGAACAUCUGCAACAGCAGGACUCCCGGAUAAGCUUGCGGUAACACCGUAUUGACUGUUCAAAAAGGUCCUAAGUCCAGAAGCCUUUCUGGGAUUCUCAGGCUUCAUCCAUCCAUCAGGCCUUCAGCUCAGGGACCCAAACCUCUGCUAGAAGAGUCUAACUUGGCUGCCACCUUGGUUUGUAUCCAGACAUCUAAGACUGGUCAACAUUCCUCCUGAUCUCCUGCCAACAUAAGGCCUCUUGGCUUGGCAGAAGGCUGUUAGAUCCGCAUCAGGGUGAAGGUGAAACACAGCUCCUGACUCUGUGAUGUAUUCAUUUGGUCUGGAAGGUGGACUAAAGGUGGCAGCAUUUCCUCUCUCUCCCUUGGCUGCCCUCAGGAGGCAGAGGAGGGACAUGAGAGAAAGAGGCACUUCCAGCCUACUUCCAACCUCAAAUGCUAGAAGCCUAAGAGGAAACUGUGGAUUCCGGGUGUCUAAUUCUCAAAGAUGCAGAGACGCUGGUUGCACUGUGGUAAAUGCACUUUGGCUGUUGGACACGUCAUUUUGCACUGACUUUCCUAGCUGAAGAGUUGCAAGGCAGAGAACUGGAAGCUAAUGCUGCGAUAACCAAGAAACACUUAAGUAAUGAAACAUUAUAGGUAACAUUAGUAGUAGUUGCCUUGGGUAAAUGUUACACUAA